Molecule: messenger RNA, 3453 nt
Organism: Hemicordylus capensis (graceful crag lizard)
Lineage: Eukaryota; Metazoa; Chordata; Lepidosauria; Squamata; Cordylidae
Gene: AP1B1
Product: adaptor related protein complex 1 subunit beta 1
Exons: 22
Coding region: 181-3018 (945 amino acids)
Biological process (GO): intracellular protein transport; vesicle-mediated transport
Cellular component (GO): clathrin adaptor complex; membrane coat
Molecular function (GO): clathrin binding
Source: RefSeq, a predicted model, not a curated record
CUUCCCUUCGCUCGCCCCGGCAGUGCUCCUGCGUGGCGUUUGCCUUGACGCUCCCACUUCCGCCGGGCCGGAGCCAGCCGAGCAGGAGGCGAGGCCAAGCCGAGCAGCCGAGCCGGGCGCUUGCACCGCAGCCGGAGCGGAGCAGCAGCAGGAGGGGCGAGCACCAAGGCAGCAGCCAACAUGUCGGACUCCAAGUAUUUCACCACCACCAAGAAAGGGGAGAUCUUCGAGCUGAAGGCGGAGCUGAACAGCGACAAGAAGGAGAAGAAGAAAGAGGCCGUCAAGAAGGUGAUCGCCUCCAUGACAGUCGGCAAAGAUGUCAGUGCGCUCUUCCCAGACGUUGUGAACUGCAUGCAGACUGACAACCUGGAGCUGAAAAAGCUGGUCUACCUGUACCUGAUGAACUAUGCCAAGAGCCAGCCAGACAUGGCCAUCAUGGCUGUCAACACCUUUGUCAAGGAUUGCGAGGAUCCGAACCCUCUCAUCCGGGCCCUUGCUGUGCGCACCAUGGGUUGCAUCCGGGUGGACAAGAUCACCGAGUAUCUGUGUGAGCCGCUGCGGAAGUGUCUGAAGGACGAGGACCCUUACGUGCGCAAGACGGCUGCUGUCUGCGUGGCGAAGCUUCACGACAUCAACGCCCAACUGGUGGAAGAUCAAGGCUUCCUGGAUACCUUGAAGGACCUCAUCUCCGACUCCAACCCGAUGGUGGUAGCCAACGCUGUUGCUGCUCUCUCGGAGAUCGCGGAGUCCCACCCCAGUAGCAACCUGCUGGACUUGAACCCGCAGUCAAUCAACAAACUGCUGACGGCUCUGAACGAAUGCACCGAGUGGGGCCAGAUCUUCAUCCUUGACUGCCUGGCCAACUACAUGCCCAAGGAUGACCGUGAGGCUCAGAGCAUCUGCGAGCGGGUGACGCCCCGGCUGUCCCACGCCAACUCCGCCGUGGUCCUCUCCGCCGUGAAAGUGCUGAUGAAGUUCAUGGAGCUGCUCUCCAAGGACCUGGACUACUACGGCACCUUGCUGAAGAAGCUGGCCCCACCGCUGGUCACUCUGCUCUCGGCCGAGCCGGAGCUGCAAUACGUGGCCCUGCGGAACAUCAACCUCAUCGUCCAGAAAAGGCCUGAGAUCCUGAAGCAUGAGAUGAAAGUCUUCUUCGUGAAGUACAACGACCCCAUCUACGUCAAGCUGGAGAAACUGGAUAUCAUGAUCCGCCUGGCUUCUCAAGCCAACAUCGCGCAGGUGCUGGCUGAGCUGAAGGAAUACGCCACGGAAGUGGACGUGGACUUUGUGAGGAAAGCUGUCCGGGCCAUCGGCCGCUGUGCCAUCAAGGUGGAGCAAUCUGCGGAACGCUGUGUGAGCACCCUGCUGGACCUGAUCCAGACCAAGGUCAACUAUGUGGUGCAGGAAGCCAUUGUCGUCAUCAAGGACAUCUUCCGCAAGUACCCCAACAAGUACGAGAGCGUGAUUGCCACCCUGUGUGAGAACCUGGACUCCCUCGAUGAGCCCGAGGCGCGGGCUGCCAUGAUCUGGAUCGUGGGGGAAUACGCCGAGCGCAUCGACAACGCGGACGAGCUGCUGGAGAGCUUCCUGGAGGGGUUCCACGAUGAGAGCACCCAGGUGCAGCUGCAGUUGCUGACGGCCAUCGUGAAGCUCUUCCUCAAGAAGCCCACCGAGACACAGGAGCUCGUGCAGCAGGUCCUCAGCCUGGCGACACAGGAUUCAGAUAACCCCGACCUGCGGGACCGGGGCUAUAUCUACUGGCGCCUGCUCUCCACCGAUCCGGUGGCGGCCAAGGAAGUGGUGCUGGCCGAGAAGCCGCUCAUCUCCGAGGAGACAGACUUGAUCGAGCCCACCCUGCUGGACGAGCUGAUCUGCUACAUCGGCACGCUGGCCUCUGUCUACCACAAGCCCCCCAGUGCAUUCGUGGAGGGGAGCAGAGGCAUCGUUCACAAGAGCCUCCCUCCGCGGACGGGCUCAAGUGAAAGUGCCGAGAGUCCGGAUGUUGCUCCCGUGGGGGCCCCCCCUUCCGAGCAGCCGGCCGUCAUCCCGACGCAGGGUGACCUCCUGGGGGACCUGUUGAACCUCGACCUGGGGCCCCCCGUGAGCGGCCCUCCCGUUGCCACGUCAUCGGUGCAGAUGGGGGCUGUGGACCUCCUUGGCGGUGGCUUGGACAGCCUGAUGGGGGACGAAUCUGAAGGGAUGGGAGGCCCCAGUUUCACCGCCCCCAGUGCGGUCAUGCCCUCCAACUUGGGGGCACCCCUUGGCGGGGGCCUGGGUGACCUCUUUGACCUGGCUGGCGGCGUGGGGACGUUGUCGGGAUCCUACGUCGCUCCCAAGACGAUCUGGCUGCCAGCCGUGAAGGCCAAAGGGCUGGAGAUUUCGGGCACCUUCAGCCGCCAGGUGGGUUCCAUCUCCAUGGACCUGGUGCUGUCGAACAAGGCCCUGCAAGUCAUGUCCGACUUCGCCAUCCAGUUCAACCGGAACAGCUUCGGCCUGGCCCCUGCUGCGCCCCUCCAGGUCCACGCCCCCCUCGCUCCGAACCAGAGUGUGGAGAUCUCCCUUCCCCUCAACACGGUUGGCUCGGUCAUGAAGAUGGACCCCCUCAAUAACCUCCAGGUGGCCGUGAAAAACAACAUCGACGUGUUUUACUUCAGCACCCUCUAUCCUCUGCAUAUCCUCUUUGUGGAAGAUGGGAAAAUGGAGCGGCAAAUGUUCCUGGCCACCUGGAAGGACAUUCCCAAUGAGAAUGAAGCACAGUUCCAGAUCAAAGACUGUCCUCUCAGUGCAGAUGCCGUUAGCAGCAAGCUUCAAGGCAGCAACAUCUUCACCAUUGCCAAGAGGAACGUGGAGGGCCAGGACAUGCUGUACCAGUCGCUCAAGCUGACCAACGGCAUCUGGGUCCUGGCGGAGCUACGGAUCCAACCAGGGAGCCCCAACUUUACGCUGUCCCUGAAAUGCCGUGCCCCCGAAGUGGCCCAGCACGUCUUCCAAGCCUACGAAACCAUCCUGAAGAACUGACACCCCUCCGGACGCCGCCAUACCCCCCCCCAUCCCCAAUUCCUGAGUCAAAGAAGCGGUGAUGAUUUUAUUGGGACCACCCCCCCUCCCACUCCAAGCAUGCCCCCCCCCAAGAUAUUGCAAGGCCUCCAGAGCAGCAGUGAAUCUCAUUAAGAACCAGAAACUGGCGGGGGGGGGCUUAAGAGGGGGCCCAGGGUUCGUUCUGGAGCUUCAGGGGGACAGGGAGGUGUCUGGAACGAGCCCCCGGAGGGGAUGGGAGAGCCCCGCUGAGGUUGCCCCAUUCUUGGGGGCCCUGUACCUUGGGGUUUUUUGGCCCUUGUUCAUGUGCAGAAGCUGACGGGCCGCUCGAAGGGAAGCCCCACUCGCCUCUUGGCAUCAUCUUGCUGUCUUGCUAUCUUCCCAACCAAAUAAACAAUCGAUGCUCCAAGACCUGAA